Messenger RNA from Mytilus californianus (California mussel), 6080 nucleotides. RefSeq lists its product as uncharacterized. NCBI's taxonomy places the organism in Eukaryota, Metazoa, Mollusca, Bivalvia, Mytilida, Mytilidae. The transcript is spliced from 4 exons. The record is from RefSeq and is a predicted model, not a curated record. Gene Ontology annotation, molecular function: DNA binding; zinc ion binding; ATP binding. Gene Ontology annotation, cellular component: cytoplasm. The coding region runs from base 212 to 5425 and encodes 1737 amino acids.
UUCCAGCCUGCAGAUCUACAUGUCAAAAGAUGAUUUGGCACAUGCAGUCUUGCUGGUUCUUUAAAAAUAGACACCAAGAUGGUCCCAACUAACUGUAGUGAAAAUAGAAUGCAAAACUACACUUAUAAACACCAAUAUAAACUUUCUUGUCUAGUGGACAAAGUGAAAGUGAAAGUAGAUUUUUAAAUGAGAAAAGAGUAAGAAAUUAAAGAUGUCACUUGCAGUUAAUGAGGUCCUAAAAUAUUGUAAAACAUGUCAGAAAGGUCCGUUUUCAAGUGCUUAUAAUGCUGAAGCUCAUUUUUCAAGUCAACAGCAUAAGGAGGCUGAAGCUAAACAAGUUAGCUUACAAAUUGAUUCAUUGAGUCAUUUCUUCUGUAGAGUUUGUAGUGAACAAUGUAAUGGGCCAAAAUCAUUUAUGGAACAUAUGGCCAGUCCAAGGCAUAAGGUAAAGAUGGACAAAUCGCAACAGUUUCAAGUAUCUUCAGAGCAAUAUGACACUGCAGGGAGACCGUAUGAUUUUGAUGGAAAACGUGGCUAUUGUCACAUCUGCCGUAUAGAUUUAACAUCACCAGAGAAUGCAUCUCAACACCUUAAUGGUGAAAAGCACAAGAAAAAGUCAAACCAAAUGCAAAGCCCCCCUCAACAAACUAGAAAGUGUAAUGCAUGUAACAUAACUUUUCCCGACGAUGCAAGCUCAGAGUUGCAUAUCAGAAAUUUUCAUACAACUAAAAAGACUGAAGCACAAUUAAGUAUGAAAUUGUCAUUUAAUGAAGCAAAUAGUUUCACAUCUUCAUCUUUACAAACCGACCAGCCGAAAUCUGGAGAUGAUCUUGAUAAAUUAUUCCAGAAUUUCCAACUAGAACUGCAGAAUGAAACACCGCCUCAAUCAGUCUUAGAAAAUUUAUCAAAGAGGUCAGGAUAUGGAGAUGCAGAUGUAGAGUUCACAUUUAAUAUAUCCACUGGAUUUUGUAAUGUUUGUCAAGUAGAGCUUACAUCUAUUAAGAACAGAGAUCAACACCUUUCAGGAGCUAAACAUAAAAAAGCAAAAGAAGCAUGGUUUCUACGAAAAAAAAAUGAAACUAGAAGUAUGUCAAAAGUUCAGCCUGAAAGCCAGCAGAGAGCUCAAUUUAGCACUGUUUCGUUAUCAUCACCACUUCAUGAAGAGGUUGAAUAUGAAUUUGAGGGGGAGAGUGGAUUUUGCAAUGUAUGUAAAUUGAAACUUACAUCUAUAGAGCAAGCAAGUGCCCAUCUUAAUAGUGCAUUACAUAAACAAGCAAAGGAAGGCUGGAUGCAGGCAGAUUUAAGUCUUACUAAAAAUAGUGCUGAGCCGUUAUCACCACUGACAAUACCACCACAUUCAUUCAUUCUUCCCAUUCAAAAUAAACCAUUAAACAUGUCAAAAUUAAGCCCUGCAUCUCCAGUAUCAAAGCCAACUCUUAAAAAAUCUGAAGAACCUGAUUACACAUUUGCAGGUAGCAGAGGAUAUUGCAAUAUAUGUGACCUUGAACUGACCUCCAAACAACAUGCAGAUCAACAUUUGAAAGGUGCUAAACAUCACAAGGCAAAAAAUGCAAUGAAUGUCCAAGUUCUAGUACAAGAUGUAGAUCCUGUAGCUCGUCAGUCUAGUACAAGUAGCCAGGAAUACACAUUUAAUGGAAAACAAGGAUUUUGUAAUCUCUGUAAUUUAGAAUUGACAUCAAAAGUGCCUGCAGAUCAGCAUCUAAGAGGAGCUAAACAUGCAAAAAUGAAAAAUGCUCAAGCAGUAAAACCGUCAGUUACCACGGGUAUUUCAGCCAGGUCAGACAUGAGGGGAACUGGAGGAGAAGAAUAUACAUUUAAUGGCUCCAGAGGUUACUGCAAUGUGUGUAAAAUAGAACUGACAUCUAAACUUCAUGCAGAUAGUCAUCUAAAAGGUAAAAAUCAUGCAAAAGCUAAACAUCGUUGGCUACAAGGGAUAACAGAAAAUGUACCACAGUUUUGUGAGAUAUGUCAGAUAGCUUGUAGUGGACCAGAAAGCAUGCACCAACAUCUGGUAAGCAAAAAACACAUAGAGAAGGCUGGUCUGGCCGCUUCAAAUCAAAGUGCUUAUAAUGAAUUUCCAGUUAGAACAGUUGACACGUCAGAUAACACCAAAUGGUUCACUUGUAGUUUUUGUAACUGCAAACUUAAUUCACAACAACAGCUGGAAACUCACAAAAAUUCUCCAAAACAUAAAGCACAGGAAGAAAAGAUGAUUCGACAGUGUACAACAGGCAUUGUAAAUCAACAGACUGGUUUUGAUACAGACAGGAGGUAUAAUCCUCAACAAGGACAAUUAGGUCAAAAUUUAGGACAAAACCUUGGACAUAAUUUAGGACGAGGCUAUUAUGAAAAUGUACCAGAAAAGCAGAACCCCAUGCCUGGAAUAUAUGUAGGCAGUCAGUUCAAUCAUACAAAUUUCCAAUUAAAGUCUUCCACCAUUGUUACUCCUAGUUGUGUCAUACCUUUACCUAAAGUAAAUGGAAUAUCAUCAGAAGUCACAUUGCCACAGGCAGAGUAUUUACCACCAACAUCUGUAACUAAGCAAACAUAUGACAUCACAAUAAAUGCAGUAACUCAAAAUGGUAUCAACGCUUCUGAGGUAGUAGCAGAGUUGCCAGCAAAUCCAGUCAUCAAAAAUGGGGUUAUAAAUUCAAAUUCAAACGAAGAUUUGCCUUCCUUGAUGCCAUUUAGUACUUCGCUGGUAUCACACCUUACCCUUGGAUCAUUGAGAGAUGAUGAAUCUGUUUUAAAAAUAGAUGAUGAAAAAUCAAUGUUUACAAUGGCACGACCAAAGGUGUUCACAACAAAUUUAUCUGACAAAAACAUUAGAGGUCAAGCUGAGGUCAAUCAUUAUCCUCAUCUCACUGAUGAGCAGACAAAUGUUAAAACCAUUCCGUCUAUUGAGAAAUCUCCAAUUAUACAAAGAAAAAGUGAUUUCAAUCUUGCAUCAGCAUCAAAUGACAAAGAAGAGACAUCAAAGAGUCUUCAGUUUAAGUCUUGUAAGUCUACCAUCGAUAAAAUAUCUAAUGAUUUACAUGGUAUUGACAGUGAAAACCCUGAGGAGAGUGACUCAGAACACAGUACAACAGAUUCGAGUUUGUCAGUGUCUGAUAGAGAGGAACCAAGAGAAAAGGAGAUAGUAAUUCCAGAGAAAACUUGUAACAAACUACCAAUGUUUGGAGAUAAAUAUUUUAUUGUGUCUGAGCCAUCUGAUUUGUCAGUUUCAUCCCGAAGUAAAUCAUCUGGGUCACGAAAAUCUUCUGGCUCUGAAGAAGCUAGAGCCAUUAAAAACAGAUGUAAAAGUAAGCAAAGUUCCUUUAGCGGGGCAGAUACAUCUCUUGAUAGCCUUUCUGAACUUAGUUUAAAUGCUGUGACAGAAAAUGUUUUUGAAGAAACUCCAGGUGUGAAAAAUAUCCAAGAUAACUCGGAUGAGUCACUCGAAAGUAUACAGAAUAGUUUUGCUCGAAGUACAACACCAUUGUCAUGUGAAGUUUCUGGUAGAAAUAGAGACAGACAUAGUCCUUUUGCCUUCUACUGCUCAACAUGCGAGAGACCAAUGAAUACAGAGAAGAGUUACAAGGAACAUUUACGUGGACAGCGCCAUUGUGAGAAGGCUGCUAAAGAAACUGCUCCAGAGAGGGAACACCCACUAACUGUUAAGAGCAUGAAUGAUUAUGGUAGGAUAGGAUUUAAGUUAACUACAACUACACCUAGAAGUUAUCAGAUAGAACUAUUUAACAAGGCCAUGGACAGUGACAGAGUUUGCUUUUUACCAACAGGAACUGGUAAAACUUUAAUCAGUUGUAUGACUAUCAGUGCCAUGUUGGAACAAAAUCCUACCAGACAAGUGAUGUUCCUGGUAGAUAAAGUGUUGUUAGUACUACAGCAGUCGGAGUAUAUCAGGAGAGAAAUUGGAGACAGAAAAUAUACAAGAUUUAGUCACACAGAUUUUUCAAAGUUGGAAGAGAGAAAACCUGUCAUAGCUGCCUUGUGUGGAGGUUUACAGAAAAGUGGAGGAGUACCUCUUUGGAAACAUGAUGUUAUUAUAGUUACAGCAGCAUUCUAUGAGAACCUGCUUCUCAAUAAAAUACUUAGAUGGAAUGACACUUGUUUGGUCGUGUUUGAUGAGACUCAUCACUGUAUAAAAAAUCAUCCAUUUAACAAGCUGCUCCAAGGAUAUCAUCGUAAAUGUCCAAAACAAACCCGCCCCAAACUGCUUGGUCUUACAGCAUCACCAGCUGGAAGAGAUUCUGUGAAAGAAACAAUAAUGAUGUUGAAACUGUUGAUGGACAAUCUGGAAGGAGCCAUGAUUGCUCUGGUGGAAGAAAAUACAUACGAAUUGAAGAAAUUUCAGUCUAGUGCACAAAUUGAUCCUCAGUACAUUGCAAUGUCGUCAAAAGAGAGGUCAUUUAAAGAAGAACUGCAGUUAUAUUUGCUGAAAUGCUACAUGCGCCUUGGUGAAGAAACUGAUUUGCUGCAACAUUUUGAUAUUGGGUUAACAUCAAAAACAAAACAUUUAACAGAGGAAGAGUUGCUUAAUUGUGCUAAAGAAGUUGAUGGAAGUCUUCUGAAUUCACUGGAGAUGACUAUUAAUAUGGCAAGACCAAAAGAAGCUUCAAAAUCAGGUGUAAAACUGUUCUCAAGGAAUAUCAUUAAGCAUACACAGAACAUUUGUAUUGCCUUGAAUGUGUUAAUAGAGUCAGGAGUUUACAUGGCUAUUGAAGAGUUACAAGAGCUAAUGGCUGCCGAACCCUCUGCAAACUUUGAGUUUGCUGAAGCCAUCCUAUUACCAUGCACAAGGAUAAAGGAUGCUUUGCAGACUUGUAUGAAUGUUGAAGGACCUAACUUAUCACUUCAAAAUCCAGAUUUAGAUACAUCUCCACAGUUGUCCAAGUUAGUCGAAAUUGUUACCAGACCAGAUUAUGUAAAUUGGUCAAAUAAAGAUGCCAUGGUUCUUGUAUUAGUGAAACAAAGAGAAACAGCUUUUAAAAUGAAACAGUUGCUGAGAUCCCAUGAUUCAAUACAAAAAUUACAACUGAAGGUUGAAGCUGUAGUUGGCCACGGAACCACCAGCGGCACUGAACAAGGUAUGACUGUGGCUCAACAAAAACAAAUAUUAGAUGACAUGAAAAGAAAGGCCAUUGACAUAGUUGUGGCCACAUCAGUCGCUGAAGAAGGUGUAGAUAUUCCAGAGUGUGAACUUGUAAUUACAUUCAACCCUCCAUCAACAGUUACUGCAUUAGUUCAAAUGAGAGGGAGAGCAAGAAAAAACAACAGUAAAUUUGUUGUGUUGUGUAAUAAUUCUAAAGAAAAGACAGAGUUAGAAGACUUAAUGAAGAAAGAAAGAAAUAUGAUAGAAGCUGCAGAGGUUAUUGUCAAGGAACAGAAAACUAGAAAAUUAUAAUGCUGAUAUGUAUAUAUAUAUCUCCACAAUUCACAUACAUUGUUUAACAUGUACAAUGUAAAAUAUUACUGUGGAUUCAUUAUUAGAUGUGGAAUACCAAUUGUCAUGGAUUUCAUGGGUAUAGCAAAACCUUGAAUUUAAAUAUUCAGUGUAGUACAAAUUUUCUAUAGGUUUGAAUGCAUACAUUGGCAUAACCACAAAAUCAAAUAGCCACCAAAAAUAUAAUUUUUUAUAUAAAUCCAAGAAAAUUAUUAUCCACAAAAAUUAAUGAAUACGCAGUGUCCUUUGUCAGAUUUAUCAAGACAAUAGUGUAGGGUACUUAAAGAUUCUUUUCUUUAGAAAAGAAAGAGAUUGUAAAAGCAGAGUUGGAACUUCCAGUAUAUAAACAUGCGAUAGAAUAAUGUUCCUGACAAAUCAUUUGAACAUCAUCAACUGAUGUUAUUUAUAGAAUAACUAAUCAAAGAAUUCAAAUACAUGUAUAGAAAAAUAUUCAACGAGUGACCGAACAACCCAUUAAUUCAUGAACGUAUGAGUUAAUUAUCAGUGUUUUUCGGUCACAAGUUGAAUAUUUUUCGAUAUUUGAAUUCCUCGAUUAGUUAUUCUUUUUAUUACAUUGACAAUGAGCUUUUUAAUGGAAAUAAAGAAGAAAAUGCAA